UUUCCUCAGUCUAGCAGGUAAAGUCGAUCUUACCUACCUGCAAUCCUAUUUUCGGAUCCAGAAUUCACUUUCGUAAAAUCUGUUUCAGAUACCCAAAUUCAUCAAUCUAACAUGGAUGAAGAGUUGUUUCCAUCAACACCCGGGAAGAUCAAGAGCGACCGCCGCACUUUUCACCGGUGUUUCGCAUCCACGAGCACUAUGUUCCUAUGGGCGUUGUUUCUAAUCGCGUUAACCGCGUCGUAUUUAAGCUUCAUCGCCACCGGAAACCACCACAUCCACCACACAUCUCACCGGAGCGUCACCGGACCCCACUGGGAGAAACGCGUUGUUUCAUCUUCACAAAUCCACCGGAAAAACGGCUUCUCCGUUCUCGUCACCGGCGCUGCCGGUUUUGUCGGGACACACGUGUCACUCGCGUUGAAAAAACGCGGUGACGGUGUCGUCGGAAUCGAUAACUUCAACGAUUACUACGAUCCGGCGUUGAAAAAAGCUCGAAGGAAGAUGCUGGAAUCUAAAAAUAUUUUUAUUAUAAAUGCUGAUAUUAACGAUCAGAAUGUAUUAGCAAAACUUUUUGAAAUUGUUGCUUUCACACACGUAAUGCAUUUGGCUGCACAGGCGGGUGUCCGGUACGCGAUGGAGAAUCCUAAGUCGUAUGUUCAUAGUAACAUUGCGGGUUUGGUUACAUUACUUGAGCAAUGCAAGUCAGCUGACCCGCAACCCGCGGUUGUAUGGGCGAGUUCGAGUUCGGUUUACGGGUUAAACGACAAGGUUCCGUUUUCAGAAUCGGAUCGGACGGAUCAACCCGCUUCGCUUUACGCGGCUACGAAAAAGGCGGGUGAAGAAAUAACACAUACUUAUAAUCAUAUUUACGGGUUGUCGAUAACCGGGUUGAGAUUUUUUACGGUUUACGGGCCGUGGGGUCGACCUGACAUGGCUUAUUUUUCGUUUACGAAAAAUAUUUUAAAGGGUAAACCAAUAACGGUGUAUCGUGGGAAGAAUGGGGUAGAUUUGGCACGGGAUUUUACGUAUAUUGAUGAUAUUGUGAAAGGAUGUGUGGGGUCGUUGGAUACCGCAGGUAAGAGUACCGGGUCGGGUGGGAAGAAAAAGGGGCCCGCCCCGUACAGGAUUUUUAAUUUGGGUAAUACCUCGCCUGUUACGGUACCGACACUCGUGAGUAUACUCGAAAAGAAUUUGAAGAUGAAAGCGAAGAAGAAUGUGGUGGAUAUGCCUGGGAAUGGCGACGUUCCAUUUACACACGCGAAUAUAAGUUUAGCUCAACGCGAACUCGGGUAUAAACCGACUACGGAUCUGCCUACCGGGUUGAGGAAGUUUGUUAAAUGGUAUCUUUGGUACUAUGGUUAUGAACAAGGCAAGGUCAAGUCUGUAAAGUCAUAGUUUUGAUUUAUUUUUUGUUUAGGAUUUUUUUUUUUUAAUUUGAUGAAGAAAAGAAAAAGAUAUGAUGAGCAAGAUUCUUUGCUUAAAAUGAGGAAGACUUAGAAAAAUAUUCUCAUUUUUUUCUAAUUUAUAUUUUUUGACAUUUGUAAGUUGUGAACACAAGUUUCCUCUUGAUUAAUAUGAUAUAUUUAAUUUAA
Messenger RNA from Helianthus annuus (common sunflower), 1592 nucleotides. RefSeq names its product UDP-glucuronate 4-epimerase 1. The coding region runs from base 112 to 1395 and encodes 427 amino acids. The transcript has a single exon. Lineage: Eukaryota; Viridiplantae; Streptophyta; Magnoliopsida; Asterales; Asteraceae. The record is from RefSeq and is a predicted model, not a curated record.